Molecule: messenger RNA, 3186 nt
Organism: Microplitis demolitor
Lineage: Eukaryota; Metazoa; Arthropoda; Insecta; Hymenoptera; Braconidae
Gene: Cul1
Product: cullin-1
Exons: 6
Coding region: 632-2959 (775 amino acids)
Biological process (GO): protein ubiquitination; SCF-dependent proteasomal ubiquitin-dependent protein catabolic process
Cellular component (GO): SCF ubiquitin ligase complex
Molecular function (GO): ubiquitin protein ligase binding
Source: RefSeq, a predicted model, not a curated record
AGAGAAAAAAAAGUAAGAUAUCGUGUGGAAAAGAGCAUACUGAUCUAUAAGGUAAAGUGAGAAGUGAGUAAAAAUUGUGUAGUGGUUGAGAACAACACCAGGGGUAACGAGGGGUCCGUUAACCCAUCAAAAAUAUCAAACGCUUUAAAACAAAACUUUGGAUUUUUUUUUUUUUGUUAUUAAUUAAUAUUCAAAUUUUUUAAAUAAUAUUAUAUUUACUCGAAUAAAUUAUAAAUAAAAAUAAAAAAUAGUGGUGGGCAUAUUUAAAUGUUUUAAAUAAAGUCGUGGUAGUCAUUGUCGCACUGGUGAGGAGGCCGUUAGAUUUUUCUUGUGUAUCAAGUGUAUGUAUAUGUGUAUAUAUAAUAUAUGUGUGUGUAAGAAUAUUGCUGGCUGGCUUGCUAACUUACUUAAAAAUUCUGGAGCUAAAUUUUUUAUUUUAUUUUAAUACAAGCCAACAAAUAUUGGUCAUGCUUCGAUCAGUUUCAAUAAUCGACAAAGAAAUUUUCAGCAAUUAGCACAGAGGACAAAUAAAAAAUAAAUAAACAUAAUAGUAAUAGUAAUAAAAGGAUUAAAAGAUCUAACGGAUAAAAUAUAUAUAAACAUCGAGUGAAGAUAAAAACUAUAACAAAUAAUGUCAAGUCACCGAGGAAGUGGAGGAAGUCAUCAAGGUGGUGGUCCACCGGGAUUAAAACAAAUAGAUCUAGAUCAAAUCUGGGGUGAUUUACGUGAAGGAAUCGAACAGGUUUAUAAUCGACAAUGUAUGUCUAAACCACGAUAUAUUGAACUGUAUACCCAUGUGUACAAUUAUUGUACGAGUGUUCAUCAGCAAGUAAACAGAACAUCAACUAAAAGUAAAAAAGGCCAUGCUUCGGGUGGUGCUCAACUUGUUGGAUUGGAGUUGUACAAACGUUUACGUGAUUUUCUACGAAAUUAUUUAAUAAGUUUAUUAAAACACGGUAUUGAUUUGAUGGACGAAGAUGUAUUGCAAUUUUAUACACGACAAUGGGAAGAAUAUCAGUUUAGUAGUAAAGUAUUGAAUGGUGUCUGUGCAUACUUGAAUCGGCAUUGGGUACGUAGAGAAUGCGAAGAAGGAAGAAAAGGAAUUUAUGAAAUAUAUCAACUUGCUCUUGUUACUUGGAGAGAUAAUUUAUUCAAGCAUCUCAAUAGACAGGUAACAAAUGCAGUGUUGAAAUUAAUUGAACGUGAACGUAAUGGAGAAACAAUAAAUACACGAUUAGUAAGUGGUGUUAUAAAUUGUUAUGUUGAGUUGGGUUUAAAUGAAGAGGAUCCAGCAGCUAAAGGACAAAAUCUAACGGUAUAUAAAGAUUCAUUUGAAAAUGUAUUUUUGGAGGAUACUGAACGUUUUUACACACGCGAAAGUGUUGAAUUUUUACGUCAAAAUCCAGUUACCGAAUAUAUGAAAAAAGCGGAACAAAGAUUAUCUGAAGAACAAAAACGUGUACAAGUAUAUUUACAUCAGACGACAAAUGAAAGAUUAGCUAAAACAUGUGAACGUGUAUUAAUAGAAAAACACUUAGAUAUAUUUCAUGCUGAAUUUCAAAAUUUACUUGAUUCAGACAAAAAUCCAGAUCUUGGUAGAAUGUAUUUAUUAGUUGCAAGGAUACCAAAUGGUCUUGGUGAGCUACGUAAUUUAUUAGAAUGUCACAUUGCUAAUCAAGGUUUGGCAGCUAUCGAUAAAUGUGGUGAUACUGCAGCUAAUGAUCCGAAAAUUUAUGUUAAUACAAUAUUAGAAGUACAUAAAAAGUACAAUGCGCUUGUAUUAGUUGCAUUUAAUAAUGAUAGUGGAUUUGUUGCUGCACUUGAUAAAGCUUGCGGUAGAUUUAUAAAUAGUAAUUCUGUAACAAGAGCCGCUAACAGUAGUAGUAAAUCACCAGAAUUAUUAGCUAAAUAUUGUGACUUAUUAUUAAAAAAAAGUAGUAAAAAUCCUGAAGAAGCUGAAUUAGAGGAUACAUUAAAUCAAGUAAUGGUUGUAUUUAAAUAUAUCGAAGACAAAGAUGUAUUUCAAAAGUUUUACAGUAAAAUGUUGGCUAAAAGAUUGGUACAACAUAUGUCAGCCAGUGAUGACGCUGAAGCCUCUAUGAUAUCUAAAUUAAAGCAAGCCUGUGGCUUUGAGUACACAUCUAAAUUACAAAGAAUGUUCCAAGAUAUUGGAGUAUCUAAAGAUUUAAAUGAAGCUUUUAAAAGACAUCUCACUAAUUCUGCAGAGCCACUGGAUAUUGAUUUUAGUAUUCAAGUUUUAUCUUCUGGUUCUUGGCCUUUCCAACAAUCAUUUACAUUUUCUCUGCCAACUGAGCUGGAACGUUCAGUUCACAGAUUCACAACAUUCUACAGCUCACAACACAGUGGAAGAAAACUUAACUGGCUGUACAACAUGUCAAAGGGUGAAUUGCACACAAAUUGUUUUAAAAAUCGAUACACUUUGCAAGCUUCAACAUUUCAAAUGGCUGUAUUGUUGCAAUACAAUGCCGCAACAUCAUGGACUAUUCAACAAUUACAUGAUGCAACUCAAAUAAAAAUGGAUUUCUUGUUACAAGUUAUUCAAAUAUUAUUAAAAGCUAAACUAUUGACUGCUCCCGUUGACGAUGAGGCUGAACUUACUCCAUUGUCAUCUGUUGAAUUGUUUACCGGCUACAAAAAUAAAAAGUUACGAGUUAAUAUUAACAUACCAAUGAAAACAGAAUUAAAAAUAGAGCAAGAAACAACACAUAAACACAUUGAAGAAGAUCGCAAAUUACUUAUUCAAGCUGCUAUUGUACGAAUCAUGAAGAUGCGUAAAGUAUUGAAACAUCAGCAGCUGGUUGCUGAAGUAUUAAAUCAAUUAAGCUCACGAUUCAAACCACGAGUACAUGUCAUCAAAAAAUGUAUAGAUAUUUUGAUUGAAAAGGAAUAUUUAGAACGGACAGAAGGACAAAAGGACACAUACAGUUAUUUGGCAUGAUUUAUUAUUAUUAUUAUUAUUAUUACUAUUACUAUUAUUGUUUGUUUAAAUCAACAACGAUUAAAAACAAUAACUAUAAUAAUAUUACUACGAAUAAUUUUUAUUUGAUUUGAUUUAAAUAAAACAGUAAAUUUACUAAAAUAACAUCAUCGUCAUCAUCAUCAUUUUCAUCGUCAUUAUUAUUAUUAUAAAAAAAAUUUCACAAAAUAAAAAAAAAUAUAAAAAUA